GCCCGACAAAGAGGUGAUAUUCUUUCCCUGCAGAUCCCACAAUGCACCUUUUGAAGGCACUGGUCCUAGUGGGAGAAGGUUGGUGCCCUUUGGUUCAGUUUUCUUUGACCAAUCAGCCGUCGUCUCGCUGGCUGCCGGCCUGUGUGUGUGUCUGUGUGUGUAUUUGUGUGAUUGUUCUUUUGAUCCGACCCUGUCUGAUGCCUUCAGCCCAAUGACCCGUGCUGCGUGUGUGGAGAGCGUGACAAUGGCCCUGAGCUAAAUCAGCCUUUUGUCUGUCUUCACGAGGCAAGUCUCCCUGCCCGGCAGAACGCAGGACCUGGGGCUCAGACUGAAGCUUAGCCCAUUGAGAAAGUGAGAGUGAGACAGGCCGGGGGGCAGGUGGCUGUGGUGGAGGCAUGAGGUGGCAGUUUCUCAUGCAUUACUGAUUUCUGACAGACCAUAAAUCGAAUUGCUAAGACUGCAGAAAAGGAAAGGGACUGUUUGAAGGGGAAUUAAACAUUGUACUUCCUUUUCUUUUCAUAAAACGACCGAGCAAGCUUUCUCGAGAACAGGAGUUAAAAGAGGUGAACAGGAAAGAGCGUAUAGGAGGCUGGGUUCUGCAGACGCGGGUCCACCACAAUCAUCACAUGACCUGGAUUUCCGCUUUGACACAUUUUACCCUUGGCUGCACGGCGGGGCAGGGCCACACAGUCAGAGCUGCCGCGGCAGGACAGGAUGGUGCUUUGAGGACUACUCCACCAUGCAGUCCACCAUGAAUUUCAAUGGGCUUCAACGCCAGGGCGGACAGGAGAUUGUGGAUAACACUCAGAGGAAGAAAGGUUCUCUGUGGUCCCGACGUUCCCUGAGGGGGAGCAAGGAUCGACUCCGGCAGAACACAAGCUCACUGCCCCGAGACUGCAAGCCCAAACGAAACAACUCACUGGUCGACUACUCGGACCCACAAAGGACAACAAUUGUACUGGAAAAGCAAGACAAUGAGACAUUCGGGUUUGAAAUUCAGACCUACGGACUGCAGCUGAAGAACAUCUCUGCAGUGGAGAUGUGCACGUCUGUGAGCAACGUGCAGGAGGACAGUGCGGCGGAGAGCGCAGGCCUGACCGCAGGCGAUGUGAUCGUCACCAUCAACGGGGUCAGCAUCGAAGGGUCGUCUCAUCAGGACAUACUCGCUCUGAUAAGAGAAUCAACCAACAGUCUGAAGAUGGAGACUGUCUGUGGGAACGUGGUGAAGCAGAUCGAGCUGGAGAAGAGGGUGAACCUGCUCAAGCAAUCACUACAUGAGAAACGGAUGGAGCUGCAGGCGCUCACAUUACAGGAAAGACGCCUGAUGCGAGGUAACUUGAACGACAGCAGCUUCCGCCUCUCCACGGACUCCUCGUUGAGCUCGCCCACAGGCCGCGCGCAUGGCCGGCGGUUCUCCAGUGACAGUAGCUACAGGAGCGCCGCGACCGAUGACAGUGACCAGAUCAGCGUGUUCGGGGACAUGUGCUCCCCCAGCCCCUGCAGUGCAGCCAGCAACCCGGACGACAGCUGCUUCUUCUCCAGAGACUUCCUCUCGAAGGACAGCUCCAGGAGGUUCUCCCAGAGCUCCGGCCAUCACCGCCACCAACAUUCCAUCGGCCGCUCCAGCAGCUCCAGCUUCGCCGGCAGCAGCAGCUCCCUCUCCCCCUCGUGGGAGGAGACGAGGAUCACCUCCUUGUUCGGGACCCUGCCCAGGAAGGGCCGGCGAGCCAGUGUUCGCAAACACAUCCUCAAGUUGAUUCCUGGACUCCAGCGGUCGGUUGAGGAGGACGAGACAAACACUCAGUGACUCGUUGUUCACACGCUCCUCCUCGUCUCCUCUACAAACGAACGAGGGGGUUCAUUCUGUGAGACUUUGCAGUGAAGUGUAUACGCACUCAGAAAGGUUCUUUAAAAAAAUCACAAGCAUUGGCUUCAAUGGAGACAGACAUUGUGAAGGGUCUCCUGAACGGUAGAGAUGAGCCUGGCACAAAAGCAUUAUGAAACUGUGAAGUGUUCGAAUUAAGGUUAGCAUCAGAUUGUAAUGUCUAAAAAACCAAAUUAUUUACCCAUAUAACUUUAAUAGAUGUUUCUGUUCUCAUGUCCUAAUCACAGUUUGUAACUAGAAAGCAUUCAGCACCGCACAAUCCUCUACCAAAGUCAACUUGAACUCCAUCAAGCUGCUCCAAAUUGCAGAGACAUAUCAUUUCCCUAAAUGUGUGGAUUUUUGCUGAUCAUUAAUAUGUGAGAAAUUGGGGAAAUGUGGAAAAACAACUUCUGGAUCUGUCCUCUGAUCAGGAUCUGCAUCACAUCCCACCCAGACUGUGUCCUGCCACCAAGUUGUAUCUUACUUCCAAACAGACACCCAAAGAAACGGACAGGGGUGAAAACACAACCUCCCUGGUGGAGGUAAAAAUCACCUCUGGUUUUAAAAUGUGGCUGUUGUGACUUGUAUAAAUGAGUGAGUCUUUUUACAAAGCUCGCGUUGACGUCUGCUCAGCUCAAAACAGGAUGUGGGUACGGGUACAACUUACCUGUUUUCAUUUCUACAACUAUUUUCAUACGCCUCACUUUCGUUGGGCGGAAGAACUGAAACUGCUUCUUGUAAAUGUAUAUGUUUCACAUUUGAGUGUAAAGUAAUUGAUUGAUUCAUUCUGUAGCAUUUUUACACACGACCAUGAUGCAAAAUAUUUGUCAAUGCAUUCAAACAAAAUAUACUUGUUAAGUUUUAUAAACCUGCCUGUGUUGUCUGUCUCUAACUGAUAAUAAUGCACAGUAAUUAAACAGUAAAGGUUUGACUUAUUUCAA
Messenger RNA from Platichthys flesus (European flounder), 2805 nucleotides. It is a transcript of the gene cytip, whose product is annotated as cytohesin 1 interacting protein. The coding region runs from base 740 to 1807 and encodes 355 amino acids. Gene Ontology annotation, molecular function: protein binding. The record is from RefSeq and is a predicted model, not a curated record. Lineage: Eukaryota; Metazoa; Chordata; Actinopteri; Pleuronectiformes; Pleuronectidae. The transcript has 8 exons.